This is a messenger RNA of Melanotaenia boesemani (Boeseman's rainbowfish), 2133 nucleotides long. Its product is annotated as complement factor H-like. The record is from RefSeq and is a predicted model, not a curated record. The transcript has 13 exons. The coding region runs from base 35 to 2131 and encodes 698 amino acids. NCBI's taxonomy places the organism in Eukaryota, Metazoa, Chordata, Actinopteri, Atheriniformes, Melanotaeniidae.
GAUUUAUUUGGUGGUUUAGAGUAAUGAAGAGAAAAUGCAUGUGAUAUCUCAAAGUUGUGUCCUCUUUUUGUGGAUGCAUGUGCUGACCUCUAGAAAAUGCAAAGCAAUAAAAUGUGAUGCCCCGGCUAACAUUGAUCAUGGUCGUGUGUCUGACAAUCGUCAAGAGUACGAAGAAAAUGAAGAGUUGAAUUUUGUCUGUAAUGAGGGAUACACACCCAGGGACAGAAGACCUUCCAAAUGCACACAAUUUGGCGGACGCGCAGACUGGUCCCCCACACCUGAAUGUAGAGCAAUAAAAUGUGACGCCCCGGCUAACAUUGAUCACGGUCGUGUGUCUGACAAUCGUCAAGAGUACGAAGAAAAUGAAGAGUUGAAUUUUGUCUGUGAUAAGGGAUACACACCCAGGGACAGAAGACCUUCCAAAUGCACACAAUUUGGAGGACGAGCAGACUGGUCCCCCACACCUGAAUGUAGAGAAAUAAAGUGUGAACUAGUUCUGCCAUCUGAGAGAAGUACAUAUAAUCCUCCAAACAAAAAUAUGUUUUCACCUGGUGAAACUGUAGAAGUCACAUGUGGGGAGACUGACUGGGUUUCAAACCCUCAAACUACCAAAGCGGUGAUUACUUGUAAAGAUGACGGAGAAUGGACGAGCCGACCAGAGUGCAGUGAGUUUUUUUGUAAUGACCCAACAAGGGAACAACAGGUGUAUAACUGGUAUGCCACUAGAGAACAAAAGAGAUUACAUGGAUAUGUAAGAUAUAGCUGUAAUCCUGGCUUUGUGAAACCACGGGGCACCACUCAAGCUCAGUGCACAAGAGAUGGAUGGACACCAAAACCACUUUGUGCAGGGACAACGUGUUAUAAACACACCAUUGAAAAUGCAGACAUUAUCCAGAAUGACAGGUCUUCUUACAGAAAUGGUGAGAGCGUCAUGUACAGAUGCUUGAAUGGAGAUCAAGAAACUUUCUCUCUUACUUGUAAGCAAGGAAGCUGGAACGGGAUUAGGACCUGUCCAGGUGUCAUAAAUUGUAGAAAACCUGAAAUUCAAAAUGGAUUUGCAGUUGGGCCAUUCGAUGACACUUUGUACUACUCCUGUGAUAAUAACUAUAAGCCUUAUUCCACAAAAGCCUGGUGGGAUGUGGCCACAUGUAAAGGCACAGAUUGGAUUGAAACUCCACGAUGUAUAGCACAAAACACGUGUGGAAAACCUCCUGUGAUUUCUAAUGGGAAAUUCACUGUCACUGCUAGAACUUUAAACAUUGUUUGUGAUACUGGAUACACCUCUCUGAUUACCCGUGUGACCUGUGAAAAUGGAGAAUGGGAUGUAACACAAGAUUUACUCAAAACUAUUUGUAGACCCAGUCAAGGAUCAUGUGACGUACCACCUAAAGUUGAGAAUGCAGUUGUUAAUGGAACCUUUCAGAAUAAAUAUCUAUCUGGCUCUAUAGUAACUUACAUAUGCCGUGAUGAGUAUCAGAUAAAAGGAAAAGAUACAAUUACCUGCAGACACGAGGAAUGGGACAAGGUCACCUGUAGCUGUGAACAAUACUGUAAAAAAUUACAAGACGACAAGAUCACACUUAAGCCAACCCAAACUAAAGAAAGAUAUGCAGAUGGAGACACACUUGACUACAGAUGUAAGGCUGGUACAAAAGAAGGCGCUGCAACUUGUACCAAUGGAGGGUGGUUUAAAACUGUAGAAUGUCAAGGUUUAUUAGGUUGUUUGACUCCACCAUUACUUGAUAAUGGAGACUACUUGGGAACCAAAACUCAGUUUGCACAUAACGAGAGAGUUGAAUUCAGAUGUCAGGCUUACCACAUAAUGGAGGGUGAACCAUACAAAACAUGCGAGAAUGGUAACUGGACUGGAGAGAUGAGAUGUCUCAAACCCUGCACUGUCAGUCAAUAUGACUUGGAUGACAAUAACAUUCAUUUCAAAAGAGCAGAAUUAAAUAAACUAUAUUCAGAACAUAAUGAUCACAUUACAUUCGAAUGUAAACAAGGAUUUCAACGUGUCGGUGAUGUACUAAUGCAUCAGAGGUGUAAUGAUGGUGAGAUGGCCCUGCCCAUCUGCCAGAGACUUCAGCUUAAUUACAAUGUGCAGCAAAACCAACAGCAAAGCAUAAUCUGAUU